UCUGACGCAUUAAUGUGCAUGCUCUAGCUAUUUGACGUUCAAGCUUUAAGUUACUUUUUCUUCUCAAUUAAUUUUCAUACAGAGUAUUAAUGCACACCAAGAGACACUGUUAUUGGAACAAUAACCUGUUAUUGGCACAGUAACAAUCGUGGCUUCUAAAAUUAACCUAAUUAAUUUUCUAUAUAGUGUGAAUUUGAAACAAUAUUCAUUCACUUGAAAAAAAUGGCCAAAAAGUAUGCGGGACCUGCUAUUGGAAUUGACCUUGGCACAACCUAUUCAUGUGUUGCUGUAUGGCAAGAGCAAAACAACAGAGCAGAAAUCAUACACAAUGAUCAAGGCAACAGAACUACACCUUCUUUUGUUGCUUUCACUGAUUCUCAAAGGCUAAUUGGUGAUGCUGCUAAAAAUCAAGCUGCUUCAAACCCAGCCAACACUAUCUUUGAUGCAAAGAGGUUGAUUGGAAGAAAAUACAGUGAUUCUGUUAUUAAAACUGAUCUGCAGUUGUGGCCUUUUAAGGUCAUUGCUGACACCAAUGACAAUCCUGUGAUUGUUGUUAAUUUUAAGGAUGAGGAAAAACGCUUUGUUGCAGAGGAAAUAUCAUCUAUGAUCCUCACCAAGAUGCGGGAGAUUGCACAGAAAUUUUUGGAGACACCGGUUAAAAAUGCAGUGAUUACUGUUCCUGCUUAUUUCAAUGAUUCUCAGAGAAAAGCCACCAAAGAUGCUGGUUCUAUUGCCGGCCUCAAUGUAAUAAGGAUUAUUAAUGAACCAACUGCUGCUGCUCUUGCUUAUGGUCUUCAAAAGAGAGCCAACUGUGAUGAAAGUAAAAAUAUUUUCAUCUUUGAUCUUGGUGGUGGAACUUUUGAUGUGUCUCUUCUCACAAUUAAGAAUAAUGUGUUUGAUGUCAAGGCCACUGCUGGAGACACUCACCUUGGAGGAGAAGACUUUGAUCACAGAAUGGUAAACCACUUUGUCAAGGAGUUCAAAAGGAAGCAUAACAAGGACAUUAGUGGAAACUCAAGGGCCCUUAGAAGGUUGAGAACUGCUUGUGAGAGAGCAAAAAGGACACUUUCAUUCGACAUGGAGGCCAUAAUUGAUAUAGAUGCUAUAUCGGAGGGCAUUGACUUUUGUUCAUCGAUUACUCGUGCUAAGUUUGAGAGCCUCAAUGUAGACCUCUUUGAAAAGUGUAUGGAAACAGUUAAAAGUUGUCUUACUGAUGCUAAAAUGCAAAAGAAUGCUGUAGAUGAUGUUGUUCUUGUUGGUGGGUCUUCUCGGAUUCCUAAAGUACAAACUCUAUUACAGGAAUUUUUCAAUGGAAAAGAUCUAUGUUUGAGCAUCAACCCUGAUGAGGCUGUUGCUUAUGGUGCUGCAGUCCAGGCUGCUUUAUUGGGUGAAGGCAUCAAAUCUGUUUCAAACUUGGUGCUGCGAGAUGUUACACCAUUGUCGCUUGGUAUAUCGACAAAAGGAGAUAUCAUGAGUGUGUUGAUUCCAAGGAAUUCCACCAUUCCUGUCAAGAAGGAACAACAAUACCAAACAGUUGAAGAUGACCAACCUGCUGUUUCAAUUGAUGUUUAUGAGGGUGAGAGAGAAGUAGCUAGUGAGAAUAACUUGCUUGGUUUGUUUACUCUCUCGCUUCCUCUCGCACCACGCGGCCUUCCAGUCAAUGUAUGCUUUGCUAUCGAUGCUGAUGGUAUAUUAAAUGUUUCUGCUGAGGAAGUAACAAGUGGGAAUAAGAAAGAUAUUACAAUAACAAAAGAUAAUGGUAGGCUAUCAACCGAAGAGAUUGAGAGAAUGAUUCAAGAAGCUGGGAAAUUCAAAGAUGAAGACAAGAAAUUUGUGAAGAAAGUUAAAGCAAUGAAUGCCGUGGAAGACUAUAUUUAUAACAUGAGGAAAGUUAUGAAGGAUGAUGGUAUUACUUCCAUGCUUAACUCAAUAGACAAAAUGAAGAUCAAUUCUGCAAUGAUAAAGGGAAAGAAAUUGAUUGAUAGCAACAACCAGCAGCAAGAAACGUGUGUGUUUGUGGAUUUUCUGAGGGAGCUUGAGAGUAUCUUUGAAUCUGCUUUGAACAAAAUCAACAAAGGUUACUGUGCUGAGGAAAGUUAUUCUGAUUCUGAUUGAACCUUUUAGUUAUAUCAUUUCAGUUUAUCACAUUUCAGCUUCUUCAUGUAUAAUGUUGGAGCUUUUUGUUUUGCUUCUUUGGUUACUUAAUUUGAUAAAUUAUGAUAUUUUGGGUUUGUU
Messenger RNA from Cicer arietinum (chickpea), 2235 nucleotides. RefSeq names its product heat shock cognate 70 kDa protein-like. Gene Ontology annotation, molecular function: ATP-dependent protein folding chaperone; ATP binding. The record is from RefSeq and is a predicted model, not a curated record. NCBI's taxonomy places the organism in Eukaryota, Viridiplantae, Streptophyta, Magnoliopsida, Fabales, Fabaceae.